AACACCCAAAAGAGUAUCAUCUCUCUCGUUUGAAGAAGAAGAAGAAGAGAGAAAGAGAACGAAGAAGCAAUUCAAGAAUCAAAGUCUCUCCUUCUUUCUUUCUUCUCACUCUUUCCGAAUGUAUCACCACGCUUUUGCCCUAAAAUUUCACUCUUUUUCUCCUCACUAUGCGUUAUCCCUCUCCAAUUUCUCCACCCAAAGCCCUAAUCCUCUCCUCCUUAAUUUCCCGCCAUUCGCUCGAGUCCCGAAUCUGAGCAGCUCCGUUUGCCUCCGCUGUCGGAGUAGUGCCGCUGAUUUAUCCCCUGUUAGAUACGCCGAUGGCUCAUCCUCCUCCUCCAUUGGGGAAAAUGGAGGUAUCGUGGUGGCUGAGAAACCUAUCGAUGUCGCAACUCUUGGUAAUCUCUGCGUUGACAUUGUUCUCAGUGUUCACGAAUUGCCCCCUCCUACUCGCGGAGAACGUAAGGCUCUCAUGGACGAACUCUCUCUUUCUCCCCCAGAUAAGAAAUACUGGGAAGCAGGUGGUAACUGUAACAUGGCUAUAGCUGCUGCUAGAUUGGGGCUUCAGUGUGUUGCGAUUGGUCACGUUGGGGAUGAGAUUUAUGGUGAGUUUCUUCUUGAUGUGCUUCAUGAAGAAGGAAUAGGUACGGUUGCAUUAGAUGGAGGAACGAAUGCCAAGGAUAGCAGCUCAUAUCGUGAUACUCUUAUUUGCUGGGUUCUUGUGGAUCCUUUGCAGCGACAUGGGUUUUGCAGUCGAGCCGAUUUCAAGGAGGAACCUGCUUUCAGUUGGAUCACUGACCUAUCUGAUGAAGUAAAGAUGGCGAUCAGACAGUCAAAGGUUCUUUUCUGCAAUGGUUAUGACUUUGACGACUUCAGCCCUAGUUUUAUAAUGUCAACGAUAGAUUAUGCUUCCCAAGUUGGGACAGCUAUCUUCUUUGAUCCUGGACCACGGGGAAAGAGUCUUUCCAAGGGAACUCCUGAUGAGCGUAAAGCACUUGCUCACUUCUUAAGAAUGAGCGAUGUUCUUCUUUUAACAUCCGAGGAGGCGGAGGGUCUAACUGGCAUCAGGAACCCUGUAAAAGCAGGACAAGAAAUUCUGAGGAAUGGAAAAGGAACGAAAUGGGUGAUUGUAAAGAUGGGCGCGAAGGGUUCAAUUCUAGUGACGAAGUCUAGUGUCUCAGUGGCUCCUGCGUUUAAGGUGGAAGUGAUUGACACUGUUGGAUGUGGAGACAGUUUUGUGGCUGCAAUUGCCUUAGGUUAUAUACGCAACAUGCCGCUUGUGAAUACCUUAACGAUUGCAAAUGCGGUUGGAGCAGCAACUGCAAUGGGGUGUGGAGCAGGUAGAAAUGUUGCAAAAAGGCAGCAAGUGAUGGAUCUCAUGAAGGCCUCGAAACUGAAUGAUGAAGAGAAGUUUUUCGAACAACUCCUUGCUGAAAAUCCGGAAUCUCCUAGAAUCAAUCUUCUUUCGAAAAAGAUAAUAAAAGAUGGGAGCAGCAAGCAGGAGAUAGAAACAAUCUCGAUGGAAAAAGUGGUUUCUGAAUUGCUACCAGAGCUUGAACUUGAGAGGUGUUGUGUAAAGGCUUCAUCUUGAGUGAUGCCUUUGAAACGAAAAAAAAAACCGUGUGACACAUAUUGGCAGCAGAUAUUUGAUCGCUGUCACAGGAUUUGAACAGAGAAUUGUAGUCGAGAAGAAAAGAAAAGAAAAAAAAUGGGCUUAUGAUGGGAGAUUUUGGUCUAAGCUGACUCUUAUUAUGGAGUGCAGUGGAGGAAGAGAUCUCAGGUAAAUGAAAUGAUUGGUUGGGAAUUAUUUUUUUUUGGGUUUGGGAGAUAUAUGAAAGAGAAGCUGAUCUUACAGCAGUAGGGAUAAUAGAGAAUUUAUAAAAGAGAAGUUUGGUACUUUUUUGUUUUGUUUGUUUGUUUGUCUUCGUAUUGUUUAAAAUUCGUUAAAUGCGAUUUGAUGGAGUUUGUAUUCGAGUUUGACAGUCGCAUGUGUUAAGGAAAAUAGGUAAACAGACC
Molecule: messenger RNA, 2013 nt
Organism: Camelina sativa (false flax)
Lineage: Eukaryota; Viridiplantae; Streptophyta; Magnoliopsida; Brassicales; Brassicaceae
Product: fructokinase-1
Source: RefSeq, a predicted model, not a curated record